AUGGACAAUCUCUCGAAUCCCCAACACGAAGCCGAUUUGGAGGAAAUGAAAAAGGACAAAGACAUCGAGAUUAGUCGAUUGACAGCAAAUAUGGCUCAAAUCGAGGCCAACUUAAUGGGGAAAAUCGCGAAGUUGGAGGCUGAUUUGGUUGACGGAAAAGAGAGAAAUCGGGAACUGGAAAGGAAAAUCGCCGAGACGAAAAGGAAGAACGACGAUCUCGAAGCACAAAUGAACUCGUUUUGUAAUUUCCUUUUAGACAGAAGCGAGCCAAAUACGGAAGUGAGAGACGGAAAGGCCAAGAUUGGAGAGCUCGAAGGGAAAAUCAACGCGUUGCAGAGCAAAAUCUCUGUCUUUGAGACCCAAAUGCAAUUUGAAAGGGAAAAAAAAACGGCCGAAAUGGUGAAAUUGCAGGCAGACUUAAAUCGAACGAGGUCUUUCUUGGAACUGGAAACUGGAUGGUCGUAUUUGGCAAAAACCGCUUCCUGGUACAAGGCUUUCGAUCAAGAAAUGAAAUUCGAUGAAGCCGAGGCAUAUUGUGCGAGUCGAAAGGGCCAUUUAGUCUCAAUUCACAGUCAGGAAGAGAACGAUUUUGUUUGGAAACUCGCGAAAACUGUUGAUUCGGAUUAUGGGUUCUGGAUCAGAUUGAAGAGAAAUCCGGACAAAGGAAAUGCUUUUGAAUGGACGGAUGGAAGUUCGGUGGAUUUCACGAAUUGGCAUCCGGGACAACCGAAUUCGUACACCAUUCAGGAAUACAAUUUUUACACCCACGCUCAGUUUCGGAGCAUUGAUGGGAAAUGGUUCUCCGAGGAUCCUACCUUUAAGCGUUUUGUUAUCUGCAAAAAGAGCUUUCAGUUC
Mesorhabditis belari is the source of this 855-nucleotide messenger RNA. The record is from the annotation of a GenBank genome assembly. Lineage: Eukaryota; Metazoa; Nematoda; Chromadorea; Rhabditida; Rhabditidae.